This is a messenger RNA of Symphalangus syndactylus (siamang), 1499 nucleotides long. RefSeq names its product sterile alpha motif domain-containing protein 1-like. Lineage: Eukaryota; Metazoa; Chordata; Mammalia; Primates; Hylobatidae. The record is from RefSeq and is a predicted model, not a curated record.
GCUGCCUAGGCGCCCUCGGACCAAGUCUCGGGAAGUUCACUCCGCGUCGCGCUAGUCCGGGGAGACUAAAAACUCGGGUAAACCCAGACUGUCCGGGGAAGACGGAGCCCACCCCCGCCUGGGCGCCAGACCCUUCCAGCUGCUUGGAGCUCAGAGACUAGAUCCCAGCCGGACUGCAGAGGCCUCUCUGGUUACCCCUUGCAUCCUGGCGCCCCCAAACUCGGGGUGGGUGGCGGCGAGGAGCGUGCGCCCAGAAAGGCAAGCAGUCAGCGUUAAGGGCCGGAGGUGGAGAGAACCCUGCCUCCCGCCUCCCCCGAUCGCCAUGACUCUGGCUUCCCGAAGAGACCUGGUGGCCGCCGGGCGCUCCCACCUGGGCUGCGGUGCGGCUCCGGGUCCCCUGCCCUCCCUCCCCACCGCGCGGGCGCCUGCAGCCGGGGGCGCACAACCUGGUGGCCACUGGCGCCUGGGGGCUAAAAGAGCAGCUCCCAGCCUCCAGCCCGCACGGUGCCGGGACAGCCGAGUCCGCCGCGGCCCUUCCCUAGCCCCACGCCCCCAGGCAGGCCGCCAGGAGCCAGCUCCACCGAAGGCAAGGCGGCCGGCACGGCCCCCAGCCCGCGCGGUGGGUGCCCCAGUGCCGGAGCCAACAGGUACGGGAGGUGCUGUCUGCCAAUCGUCUGCCCACUCCGAGCACGGGGGCCCGCGACAGCCCGGGGGUUUGGACACCCUAGAGAGAAGCGAGAACCGAGGGAAGAGGAAAAGAGAGAGCGCGCGCGGGCAAGAAGUGGAGACCUCCAGGAAAGAUGAUGGUGUAAGUGGACAUUUUUAAAACCUCCUCCCUGAAACCUACAAAAACCAACAAAGGAACUAAUGAUUAAAAUGAAAACCAAACUGAAACUUAGAGACAGCCUUAACCUUGCCCUACAAAUGCCAAAGAAUACUUGCCAGAUACAACACAACUUGAACCAAAAUGAAAUAUGAUGCUGGAGUUUGGCCACAAUUCCUGCGCUUCGGAACCAACGCAGUGCUGCGGGCCCAAGAGCCUUGCUAAUACAUUCCCCCACCCCAAGCUGAGAUCUGGCGAUGUGGUUGGACUCAGAAUGAGAAAGGUUCCUCCUGCACCACAGAUCAGCUCCAGCGGAGAGGCCUCGUGGGACCAGGUACUGCCAGUGUUAAUGAGUCCCAGCUUUUUUAUGGUGAAACAAAGGGAUUCGAUUGGAAAUAAAGCAAAUUUCUUAUCAAAGAAGAAAAUUAAAGGUAGAGAAAAGUGUGUGCUGAUACCACCCCCACCCCAUCCCUAAUCAAAUCUCGGGGCUGCCUUGAUCUUACCGUAAGCAUCGUGAAUGAAGUUUUUGAAUGCUUUUAAAUACACAAAUGAGACUCACGUCAAAUCAACGGAAUCAAUCUACAAAAGUGAGGCCCAAACAGUAGUUGAGAAAACUCCCCAUUAUGAGAUAACAUGUUUAGCCUAAUCAAUAGGCAAAAUUUAAAAAUAUUUAUAG